CUGUUCGGUUCUUCCUCAAGAAACCGCGUGUUUGUCUUACUUUUAAAGCAAAUUUAUUUAUUUUCAUCGUCGUCGUCUCUGAUUUUUAAGUGUAUUACAGAAAAAAAACAAAUUUUUAUAUAAAUAAAAUUACUUGACUGACAGAUUAAUUUGUUGUAAAUUUUUGAGUGUUUCUAGAAAAUAAAUAAAAAAUCUAUAAAAGGAAAAAAAAAAAAAAUUAUUGAAAUAAUAACAAAGGCUAAAUAGUAAAUAAAAAUAUGACGGAUCAAGCAACGAGAGACCUCUUAGCGAGAGGCAACGUAUUCAACGCUGGUUAUGUGCCAGUUGACAGUGGAUCGCGAGAUAAAACAGACUAUAACGCAAAUAUACCGGAUAAUAAAGGUGGAGUUGUUUACACUAAUUCUUCUGCAGAUCCUUAUCAACAGCAACAACAACAACAACAGAGAAUUGUCGGUGAAGGCGGCGAAGAAGAAGAAAUGAUCGAAGCAGAGCGCGAUUUGGCCGAGGAUGCCAUGUGGAAACGCAUCCAGCAAAAUACCUUCACACGAUGGGCAAAUGAGCAUCUGAAGAUUGUUGACAAAAAUAUCGGAAGUCUGGAGACAGAUUUGUCGGAUGGCCUGCGAUUGAUCGCCUUGAUUGAAGUUUUGUCGCAAAAACGCAUGAAUAAACACAACAAAAGGCCAGUUUUUCGGAGUCAAAAGUGCGAAAAUGUGGAAAUUGCGUUGAAGUUCUUGGAACGUGAGGGCAUUAAAAUUAUCAAUAUAGAUUCAUCGGACAUCGUUGACUGCAAAUUGAAGCUAAUUCUCGGCUUAAUAUGGACCCUAAUUCUGCACUAUUCGAUUUCGAUGCCCAUGUGGGAAGGUGAUGAAGCUCCGCAGAACGGCAGUGGUCCAACGCCGAAGCAGCGGUUGAUGCACUGGAUCCAAAAUAAAGUCCCCGACCUCCCAAUUGGCAAUUUCACGAACGACUGGAACAACGGAAGAGCUGUUGGUGCAUUGGUCGACGCUGUGGCGCCAGGUUUGUGUCCCGAUUGGCCCUCAUGGGACCCGAAAGAUGCCCUCCAAAAUGCCACAGAAGCCAUGGCACUGGCUGACGAUUGGUUGAAUGUGCGACAAUUGUUGAAGCCGGAAGAUUUGGUCAACCCCAAUAUUGAUGAGCAAUCAAUGAUGACGUACUUGAGUCAAUAUCCGAAUGCCAAAUUGAAGCCCGGGGCACCGCUUCGACCACGAGCCAAUCCGAACAGAAAUAGUUCGUUUAAAGCUCCUCGAGUUCGUGCUUAUGGUCCCGGAAUUGAGCCAACAGGCCCUGUGGUGGAUGCUCCAGCUAAUUUUACGGUUGAAACUUUCUCUGCUGGCAAAGGAAAAGUCGAAAUCGAAGUCAUCAACCCGCAUGGCGGUCACGAACCCGUCGACGUUCGCUUCAACAACGACAAAAACUUAACGUAUUCCGUGUCAUACAUCCCCAAAAUGGAAGGAACGCACAAAGUCAUCGUGCGUUAUUCGGGCAAAGACAUCCCCAAAAGCCCCUAUGCCGUGAGUGUCGAAGGUCAUGCUGGCGACGCGAGCAAAGUAACUGCCAGCGGUCCUGGCUUACAACCGGAAGGCGUUUGCAUCAAUCGUCCGACAUAUUUCGACAUCAGUACCGUGGAUGCGGGCAAGGGAGUCCCCGAGGUGAUCAUUCUCGACCCAGCUGGUCACAAAACUACCGUUCCCGCCAAAGUGCGUCAAAUGAGCAAAGAUAACUGGCGCUGCGAAUACGUUUCGCAACAACUGGGACUUCAUUCCGUCAACGUUUUUUACGCGGGGCAACCGAUUCCGCAAAGCCCGUAUGGCGUUCGAGUCAGUCCGGUGUCAGAUGCGAAGAAAGUUCGGGCCAGUGGGCGUGGCUUGCAACCAACGGGCGUUCGAGUUGGCGACGAAGACACUUCUUUCAACAUUUAUACCGAUGGAGCGGGUGAAGGAGUGCCCGAAGUUCGCAUUAUUGGCCCGGCUGGCGUCAAUUAUAACGCUCAGAUGCGAAAAAUCGACGGCACGACGUACGAAGCUCGGUAUGUGCCACUCAAGGAGGGUCGAUAUCGCAUCAUGAUCACAUUCGGAGGUCAAGAAAUCCCGAAAUCUCCGUUUGAUGUCACCGUCGGACCCAAAAUUCAGUCAAACGUUGUCGCUUAUGGUGCCGGAUUGCGUGGCGGCAUCGUCGGAUAUCCCGCUGCCUUCACCGUCGAGACAAAUGGCGAGCAAGGAAACCUCAGUUUUAGUGUGGCUGGUCCCUCACAAGCGGAAAUCUCGUGCAAAGACAACGAAGACGGCUCCUGUUGUGUCCGUUACACGCCAACUGUCGCCGGAGACUAUGCCGUUCAUGUUCUCAUCAACGAAGAAGACAUCCCCAACAGUCCGUUUAUCGCGAAAAUCCUGCCGAAAGCGGAUUUCUAUCCGGAAAACGUCAAAUCCUACGGACCCGGCAUCCAACCGAAUGGCGUGACAAUCGAUGUGCCGGCAACGUUCAACGUCGACACAAAAACGGCGGGAAAUGCCCCGCUGGAAGUCAGGGUUUCAGAUUGCUUUGGCAUCAAUGUGCCCGUGAAUAUUAUCGAUCAGAACGACGGCACGAAGAAAUGUGUCUACAUUCCAAAAACAACGUCGCCACACACGGUUGAGGUCAAUUACGGCAACGUGCCGACGCCGAAUUCGCCGUAUCGCGUGAGAAUUGCGGCGCCAUUGAAUCCAGCGAAAGUGCAGGCGUUUGGACCGUGGUUGGAAGGCGGUGUCAAGCCAAAUCAAGCGAUUCAUUUUAAUGUUGAUGCACGUGACGCUGGCGAAGCAGACUUAAAAGUCCAAGUAAUCCACGACGAGACAAAGAAAGAAAUCCCAACUCGUGUUUUGGACAACGGCGAUAAUACUUACUCUGUGGAAUUGUCUCCUACUGAAGCUGGCUCUUACACAACAAAUCUCUUCUAUGGCGGCCUAAAAGUGCCAACAUCCCCAAAAACGAUCGUCAAUCCACCAAUUGACGUCACAAAAGUCAAAGUUGAUGGUCUCGAACCAAGUGUCAUAAUGAACGCCCAAACGGAAUUCAGCGUGGAUAUGUCGCAAGCUGCCAGCAGUUCUUUAGCGCAAAUCGAUUCUAGUCGUCUCACUUGUCAAAUUUUCGAUCCUCGUGGUAAUGUGAUCCCCAGCAAAAUUAUGCCCGGCAUCGCUGACGACAUUUUCCGCAUCAUGUACACCCCCUUCGAAGCAGGACGUCACACAAUCGAGCUUUUAUACGACAACGUCCCAAUUCCAGGGUCUCCUUUCGUCGUCAACGUCAAAGCUGGUUGCGAUCCGUCACGCGUUCGUGCCUUCGGACCCGGCUUAGAAGGCGGUCUUCGUAACGAAUCUUGCAAAUUCACCGUAGAAACGAAGGGAGCUGGCACCGGAGGCUUAUCCCUCGCCAUCGAAGGUCCUUCCGAAGCUAAAAUCACGUGUCAGGACAAACGAGAUGGCUCGUGCGACGUCGAAUACACCCCCACGGAGCCUGGAGAGUAUGACAUCACCAUUCGAUUUGCGGAAAAACACAUUCCCGGAUCGCCGUUCAAGGUUCUCGUCACCGAUGUGGUCACGCCGGGGCAAGUAAAUGUCUUCGGGCCUGGCGUGCGAGACGGCGAAGUGCGAGAUGGAGUUCCGACGGAGUUUUAUGUCGACUGUAGCGAAGCAGGACCGGGAAAAAUUGGCGUGCAAUUGAGUUCGUCCGAUGGGAAACAAGUGCAAGAUGUCAAAGUUUACGACAAGGGGGAAGGCGUUUAUGCCGUGAGUUAUUUGGCUCCGAAGGAAGGCGCCACAUUGACGGCAAACGUGAAAUUUGCCGAUAAGGAAGUGCCUGGAAGUCCGUUUGUGGUAAAAGUUGCACCGAAAACCGAUGUAAAAGCCGUUAAAGUGACAGGAGACUUGGCGAAGAAACAAGUUCCGGCUUCGUUGCCGGUGAAAUUCCAAGUUGACAGCAAGAAAGCGGGACAGGGUGAUAUUGCAGUGUCGAUUGUGAAAUUACAAGAAGAAAUGAUGAAAAAUUCAACAUGGUUCGAAUCGUGGAUGGAAACGAUCGAAACGACGGUUAUUUAUAAGAAAACAACGAUUAAAGACACUUUUCCGAUAGUCUUCAAAAAAUUUAAAAAACAAAAUUUGGGCGAUCAGAAUCCCGAAAAAUAUUUGGUUCAACCGAAAAUCCAUCCAACUGGUCAAGGUGUUUGUGACGUCAGCUUCAUCCCCGACGAACAAGGUCCGUAUCAAGUCAACAUUAAAUUCGAUGGAAAAGACGUCGUAGGAUCGCCAUUCCAUCUGACGGCGUUGCCAAGUGGAAAUGCCGAUAAAUGUCAAUUGCUCGAAAUGGAUGCCGAUGAACUGGAAUUCGGCAAGGAAAGUGUAUUAACGGUAGAUGCGAGACAAGCAGGACCUGGCGCUGUCACGUGUAACAUCGUGCAAAUGGAUAAUAAUACUCCCAUCGAUGUCCAAGUAACCGAAAGCAAACCCGGUCUAUUCGACAUCAAAUACACCUUGGAUGAACCCGGAGAGUAUGACUUUGACAUUAAAUUCGGCGGACGAUCGAUUCCAGAUGGUGCUUUUUCGAUAAAGGCUGGUGAAAAGUUUGAACACGUCACUCGAACGUCGACAUCGUCCACAAAGAGAGGUCACGGAAAUUCCAUCAACAAUAACGGAAGUUUAUCGGAAUCAUUUGGUUCGCACAGUUUGAACAAGACAUCCGAGUUCCUUGAGACUAUUCGAAGAGAAGAAUACGAGAUCCGCCAGGAAUUUGUCCAUCAAAACGGAAAUUCGCACAAAAAUCACCAAGACGCACACGACUCGUCGCACGUUUCAAGCAGUAGUGCCUUUAGACAAGUACAAUUAAGUAAAUUAUUACUACCACAUUCAGUUAAGGAAGUUACAGCCGAAGUAAGGAUGCCAAGUGGAAACGUUGAUAAGCCACUCAUUGAGGACAAUCGUGAUGGCACGGUUUCCGUCAAGUAUGAUCCACGUGAGGAGGGUCUUCAUGAGCUCACCGUCAAGUACAAUGGCGAGCAUGUGCACGGGUCUCCCUACAAAUUUCACGUAGAUCAAAUUUCAUCGGGGCACGUUACGGCCUACGGACCUGGCUUGGUGUCUGGCGUCAGUGGUGAGCCAGCGCAAUUUGUCAUCUCCACGAAGGGAGCUGGCGCUGGUGGCUUGUCCAUGGCUGUUGAGGGACCCAGCAAAACUGACAUCAAAUACACUGACAACAAAGACGGCACCGUCUCCGUCAACUACUUGCCCACUGCUCCCGGCGAGUACAAGGUUUCCGUUCGUUUUGGCGACAAACACAUCAAGGGCUCCCCCUUCUUUGCCAAAAUCACGGGCGAGGGUCGCAAACGCAACCAAAUCAGUGUCGGCGCCUGCUCCGAAGUCACUUUCCCCGGCGAAAUCACGGACAACGAUUUGAAGCAACUCAACGCUUCCAUCUCGGCGCCAUCGGGUCUCGAAGAGCCGUGCUUCUUGAAACGUUUGCCAUCCGGCAACAUUGGUAUCUCGUUCACGCCCCGCGAAACUGGCGAACAUGCUGUCUCCGUAAAACGUUUGGGCAAACACAUCCCCAACUCGCCCUUCAAGGUAACGGUGUGCGAACGCGAAGUCGGCGACGCCAAAAAGGUCAAAUUGAGCGGCAAGGGCUUGGAAAGUGGUGCCACGCACACCGACAACGUCUUUUCCGUGGAUACGCGCAACGCUGGUUUCGGCGGUUUGUCCGUCUCCAUCGAAGGUCCGAGCAAGGCGGAGAUUCAUUGCACCGAUAACGACGACGGCACCUUGAAAAUCGCCUAUAAACCCACGGAACCCGGAUAUUACAUCAUCAACUUGAAGUUUGCUGAUCAUCAUGUCCAAGGAUCGCCAUUUACUGUCAAUAUCGCUGGUGAAGGUUCCAACCGUCAACGUGAAAAAAUCCAACGUCAACGUGACGCUGCGCCAAUCACUGAGGUCGGACAUCCAUCGAGAUUGACCUUCAAGAUGCCCGGUUUGACUGGAUUCGAUUUGAGUGCCCAAAUCACGUCUCCUGGAUUCGUCACUGAAGACGCCAUCAUCUCGGAAAUUGAAGAUGGGCUCUAUGCGGUGCAAUUCACACCCAAGGAAGUUGGUUGCCAUACCGUUUCAGUUCGCUACAAGGGAAUCCAUAUUCCUGGAUCUCCAUUCCAGUACACUGUUGGUCCCCUCAAGGAUUUCGGUUCUCACUUGGUAAAGGCCGGCGGUAAUGGUUUGGAAUUCGGUGAAGUUGGUGUCCCAUCACCCUUCAACGUAUGGACACGUGAAGCUGGCAGCGGAAGUCUUGCCAUUUCGGUCGAAGGUCCCAGCAAGGCCUCCAUUGACUUCAAAGAUCGCAAGGAUGGCUCUUGUGAUGUCUCCUACACAGUCAGUGAACCAGGUGAAUAUCGUGUCGGUUUGAAAUUCAACGAUCGUCACAUCCCCGAUUCACCAUGGAAGGUCUACAUCUCACACGCACAAGGCGACGCCCACAAAUUGGAAGUUGCCCAAUUCCCCACGGGAGUUUUGUUGCCCGACAAACCGUGCCAAUUCAUGGUUCGCACACAAGGUGCCAAGGGUAAAUUGGUUGCUACACUCAUUGCACCAUCCAACGCCGAAGACGAUUGCUUCGUCCAAAUGAUCGAUCCCGAGAACUAUUCGAUCCGUUUCUAUCCACGCGAGAACGGCAUUCACUCGAUCCACGUGAAAUUCAAUGGUGUCCAUAUUCCCGGAUCGCCCUUCCGCAUCAUCGUCGGCAAGGGAGAUGCUGAUCCGGCUGCCGUUCAUGCCGAAGGAAAUGGCUUGCAAGGCGCUCGUACGGGCCAAAAGACCGAUUUCAUCAUUGACACGUGCAAUGCUGGCGCCGGUACUUUACAAGUCACAAUCGAUGGUCCGUCAAAGGUAUCGAUGGAUUGCACGGAAGUCGAGGAGGGAUACAAAGUGCGUUAUACACCAUUGUUGCCUGGCGAUUAUUACAUCACAGUUAAAUACAAUCACAUGCAUAUCGUGGGAUCGCCAUACAAAAUCACUUGUCAAGGAAAAACUGAUAAGCUCGCUGAGGAAGGUGCCCAAGAAACAUCCACGGUCACUCUUGAAACCAUCACGAAAAUCUCCAAGAACAAGGGAAGCGGCGCCGUUCUCCCAGUUUUCAGAUCAGACGCUAGCAAAGUCAUACCAAAGGGCAUGGGAUUGAAGAAGGCCUACAUUGGCAAGCAAAAUGCCUUUAACCUCAAUACCUUCGAUGCUGGAAGCAACAUUCUGUAUGUCGGUAUCUAUGGGCCAAAAUCUCCCGUUGACGACUUGCACGUAAAGCAUCAAGGACGUGGCAUCUACAACGUCAAUUACAUGGUUAAAGAUCGUGGAGAGUACAUUAUGAUCAUAAAAUGGGGUGAAGAUCACAUUCCGGGAUCACCAUUCAAAAUCGAUUGCUAAACGAUGACGUGCCAACUUUCUACUUUUUGCGCAAACUUUUAUUAUGUAUAUGACAUGAGAAAUAUACUCAUAAGAAAAAAAAUACAGACACACACAAAAAAAACUCACACACAGGAUCAAAGACAUCGAAAACAUAUUUACUUACACAAAAAAAUACGAGGUUGCCAAAAUACGCGAUGAGCGGCCUUUUUAAGAAUUUAUCGCUUUAGAGUUAUUUCAAUAAAAAAAAAUAAAAUUAAUUAAAAAAAACAAAAGAUACGCUUUUUAUCCUUCAAAAGCUCCUGUCACCUUGGUUCAUUCAAGCGAGAAAAAAAAUCUUAUUCAAAGCAUAGUUUGUUAUUAUUUUACAAUUUUUUGAGUUUUAUCGUAUUUUUUUUUUAGUUUAAAAAAAAAGUUUUAAAAAAUGUUGAAAAAAUAGUAUUUUAAAGAAUCCAAGCGCCACGCAUUUAU
Culicoides brevitarsis is the source of this 7895-nucleotide messenger RNA. RefSeq names its product filamin-A (gene cher). Gene Ontology annotation, molecular function: actin filament binding. Gene Ontology annotation, biological process: actin cytoskeleton organization. The transcript has 22 exons. Lineage: Eukaryota; Metazoa; Arthropoda; Insecta; Diptera; Ceratopogonidae. The record is from RefSeq and is a predicted model, not a curated record. Bases 258 to 7445 code for a protein of 2395 amino acids.